GGCUAACUCCACACGUGCGGCGGACCCAGCCUAACCGGAGGACGGCGCCCAAGUUCCGCCAGUAGUGAGGCCCUCGAGCUCUGGCGGCGACGCGGCCCCACAGGGGCGGGCUCCCAUUGGCGCAGUCCGGGCCCGGCAAGGGAUUGUGGUCCGAAAUGGCACGGGCGGGGGCCGGAUGCUCUUGGGGGUCCGGAAGGCCGGGAGGCGCGGUUGAGGAGGGCAGGAAGCGGGCUGUGGGAGGCUGAGGGCGGAGUCUCGGCCGGCAGGGACUGGCUGGCGCCCGCUAGAGGCGGACCCGGCCCCGUCCAGCCCCCGCGUCACCAUGGUAGCGGGAACGCAGCUCUCAAGCCGCCUUCAGAGGCCGGCGGGUCCCAGAAAGGCUGCGGACUGAGAUGCUGAAACUGACAGAGCAAGGAUUUAAGAGGUUUGGGGAUUUAGCUUUGUAAUGUGUCCGUGGGAUGUACAUUUGCACAUUCUUCUUCUUCCUGUUUUAAGGCGGCUCUGAUUCAGCGCUUCCAGAUGCUCUGAAGAUGGGGACCCCAGUGGUUAUGAGAGUGUGUAACUCGAUGCCAGCAGAGCCCUCUCAACAGCUGCAGGCCUAUGUGGCCUGGGUGAAUGCGCAGCUAAAGAAGAGGCCGACAGUGAAGCCAGUGCAGGACCUGCGGCAAGAUCUGCGGGAUGGCGUGAUCCUGGCAUACCUCAUCGAGAUUGUUGCAGGAGAAAAGCUGAGUGGUGUACAACUGAGUCCCAGUAACCAACAAGAGAUGAAGAGUAAUGUGGAGAAAGUGCUGCAGUUUGUGGCUUCCAAAAAGAUUCGUAUGCACCAGACUUCGGCUAAAGAUAUUGUGGAAGGAAACCUGAAGUCCAUCAUGAGGCUGGUCCUUGCUCUGGCAGCUCAUUUCAAACCUGGCUCUAGCAGGAUGGUGAGCCAAGGACGGGAUUCCAGGGCUCCUGUGCAGAGUCACCAGCCACACUGCGCUGCUGCUGUGGCCCAGGGAGCAGCUGCUGCUCUGGCCGAUGUGUGUCACGACGUGUCCCGGUCGGGAAGGGAUGUCUUUCGCUACCGGCAGAGGAACAGCAGCAUGGAUGAGGAGAUUGAGAACCCAUACUGGAGCGUGCGGGCACUGGUCCAGCAGUAUGAAGGGCAGCAGAGGUCCCCGUCUGAGUCGAGCUGCUCCAGCCUGACUUCCCCCAGUCCCAUCCACAGUGCCAAGAGUGAGUCCAUUAUAACUCAGUCGGAGAAGGCCGAUUUUGUGGUUAUUUCACCUGAAGGACUAGCGAACAGAACAGAGGAGGCAGAUUCUCCAUUAUCUCGAGACUGGAGGCCAGGGAGCCCUGGAGCCUAUCUGCAGACCCCAUGGGAAGAACAGCUGCUGGAACAACAGGAACAUCUAGAAAGAGAAAUGGAAGAAGCAAAGAAAAUGAUAUCAGGACUACAGGCCUUACUGCUCCAUGGGUCCUUACCGGAAGAUGAGCAGGAGAGGCCGCUGACUCUCUGUGAGCCAGGAGUGAACCCCGAGGAGCAGCUGAUCAUAAUCCAAAGUCGCCUGGAUCAGAGUAUGGAGGAGAAUCAAGACCUAAAGAAGGAGCUGUUGAAGUGUAAACAGGAAGCCAGAAACUUGCAGGGGAUAAAGGAUGCCUUGCAGCAGAGAUUGGCUCAGCAGGAUACAGCAGUUCUGCAACUCAAACAAGAACUAUUGAGGGCAAAUAUGGACAGAGAUGAGCUGCACAACCAGAAUGUGGAUUUGCAGAGGAAGCUAGAUGAGAGGAAUCAGCUCUUGGGAGAAUAUAAAAAAGAGCUGGGGCAGAAGGAUCGCCUCUUGCAGCAGCACCAGGCCAAGUUGGAAGAAGCACUCCGGAAACUCUCAGAUGCCAGUUACCAGCAGGUGGAUCUAGAACGGGAGCUGGAGCAUAAAGAUGUCCUUUUGGCUCAUUGUAUGAAGAGAGAGGCAGAUGAGGUGACCUACUGCAGUAGUCACAACUCUGAAAGCAAUGGUUUUCUCUUUCCAACGGCAGGAAAAGGAACUGCUUCCAUCACCCAUAGAGGGAGCAGUGACCUGCAGCUGGUUCGUGAUGCUCUCCGCAGCCUGCGCAACAGCUUCAGUGGCCAUGAUCCUCAGCACCACACCAUUGACAGCCUGGAGCAGGGCAUCUCCAGCCUCAUGGAGCGCUUGCAUGUCAUGGAGACACAGAAGAAACAAGAAAGAAAGGUUCGAGGCAAGUCCCCCAGAACUCCAGCAGGUGGUGAAUACCGGGACUCCUGGCCCCCGCAUUCAAAAUUGCCUCAUUCUCAGAGCUCUCCAGCUGUCAGCAGCACCUGCACUAAAGUGCUCUAUUUCACUGACCGGUCACUUACGCCCUUCAUGGUCAACAUACCAAAGAGGUUGGGGGAAGUGACGCUAAAGGAUUUUAAAGCAGCUAUUGACCGGGAAGGGAAUCACCGGUAUCACUUCAAAGCGCUCGAUCCCGAGUUUGGCACUGUCAAAGAGGAGGUUUUCCAUGAUGAUGAUGCCAUCCCUGGAUGGGAAGGGAAAAUUGUAGCCUGGGUGGAAGAGGAACAUGGAGAGAAUUAAUGCUGAGUAUUAGCUCAGGGGCUUGUGGAACCAAGUCACUCCCUGGCUGCUUCACUCAGGAAGGAGACUAAAACCAUAAUACACAGAGAUAUUUCUAGUCUGUGUGGCUAAAACUGAAGCUUCUCCAAGUAUAAUGACCAUCAGGCAGUCCUGUCUGUGUGCCUGACUUAUCUGGUACUUAAUAUCCCCAUCCAAAUGUAUGUCAUGGUUUCACCUGGAGUUCCUUGUCAGUGGGAACACAGCGUUCUACUCUGAGGACAACAAACCGAAGGCCUUAACCAACGGGGAUGGAUGAUCUCGCUCCUGUAGGGGCAUGGCUGCUAUUACCUGGAACCUGAGAAUUGGAUGCAUCACUCCUGUGUGUGACAGUAUUAUUUGGCCUUGAUGGUUACAGCAAUCAGAGUCCCAGCAUUUGUACUUACAGCCAAGACAAAGGUACCAGCAUUUCUGCUGCUUUGCAGCUAUCACAAACCAAGAAUAAAUGAAGAAGUGGUACCAAAGAUGAGGGCCCACUCUUCAGUAACACUUUGAACUGGACCUGGAUGGUGCUGAACUGUUUAUUGGAUGGAAAAAGGGCUGCCCAUUUUGUGCUAUACUGUGCUACAACCAUAAUUAAAUAUGAUUUUGUGCUGCCUUUCCUCGUCUUGGCUGAUUUGGCAGCUUGUUCUUCAACCCAUAUGGGGGCAUAUUUCAUGGACUGCUAGCUAUCUCUAGGGACUAUUUAACUUUAGAGUCAUUUAUUUUUAUUCGAACUGAUAAACUCUUUGUGUUUGAAAGGAAUAAGGAGUGAAUGUCUCCUCAAACAUCCAGGCGGGUAUGGAAAGGUGCUGCUACCCAUAUCAUCUUGACUUUGUCUCUUGACUUUUCUUUGGCUCAUGACAUCUCUUUUACAGCUAAAAGAAGACAGACUAUUAAGUUCAGCAUUUCCUUGUGAUUUAUGAGAACUGAGCAUGACUUACUGGUCUGGAAUCCUCUUUCAAGGCUGGAUUUAUUUCCUAUUAUGUAUUUAGUGUAGGUUGAUUCUUUUGGGCAUAA
This is a messenger RNA of Ochotona princeps (American pika), 3608 nucleotides long. RefSeq names its product DIX domain containing 1 (gene DIXDC1). Lineage: Eukaryota; Metazoa; Chordata; Mammalia; Lagomorpha; Ochotonidae. The record is from RefSeq and is a predicted model, not a curated record. Gene Ontology annotation, molecular function: protein binding. The coding region runs from base 531 to 2573 and encodes 680 amino acids. Gene Ontology annotation, cellular component: cytosol. Gene Ontology annotation, biological process: canonical Wnt signaling pathway. The transcript is spliced from 21 exons.